Messenger RNA from Suillus plorans, 756 nucleotides. RefSeq lists its product as uncharacterized. NCBI's taxonomy places the organism in Eukaryota, Fungi, Basidiomycota, Agaricomycetes, Boletales, Suillaceae. The transcript has 5 exons. The coding region runs from base 1 to 756 and encodes 251 amino acids. The record is from RefSeq and is a predicted model, not a curated record.
AUGAGGACGAUGCUGCCAUUGUUCGUGCUAAAUGACACAUUGCAGCUUUGGAGCAGGAGGUUGAGGUUCUCAGGGCCAGUAACAAGUGCAGACAGCGCCCGAGGGGAUGAUACCGCCAAUCUUAAACAUGUGGUUGUUACAUGGCUUACCAAACUUUUUCAUCCCAUGGACCCGCCUCUUCACACAACUAUUAAAGAUGAUUGCGGCUUCGUCCAUAACAUCACUGGCAAGCUCCUGUGUCCUGUAGAGUAUACUUGGUCUCUCAAUUUGACCAAAGAAAAGAUCAGGGACAGGGAUCCUGACUUCCUUGUCAUGGCUUACUCUUGGCCGGCAUUCUUAUACACGGACUACACAUUUGACUCCAGCAACAUUGAAAAGGGGCUUUUUCAUUCAGCUCUUCUUCUCAAAGCCUUCAAACAUCUAUUCACAUCUCCAUCUUCUGCCAAAGAAGUUGAAGGUGAUGGUAAUGGUGCCAAUGCUAUCAUGGCCUCUCAACGCCGUCAGACCUCCGAGAGCAACGCGGCCACUCGUAGUCAUAUGGCAAACAUUAUUGGCAUGAAGAUGGUCACCCUACGAUCCAUUGCCUACACUGCUUGCCAGCUUCAUUUUUCCCUCUCCAAUGUCAACUCCUGGUGGAGUGUUGAUGGAGAUUUUGACUAUUAUGUGUUCUAUAACAUUGUUGAUUUUUUCGAGGUUGCACCUGGCAUUGACGCUCAGGCUCAUAUCAAGGAGUUGCUAAAAUGGUGGAACAGGUGA